AUGCCAAAAACCCUCCAUAAAGUCCAGAAGCAAAUCGCCAAGCAGCGCCGGAAGCUGGAUUCACUCCAUGAGAACAGCCGGGAUUCGAAGCGGCUGCGGCGGGCGGGCGAGCGAGAGCAUAAAUUGGCUGUCGCUGCGUCCGUGACGAUGAAGGGAAGACAAUCUUUUGUGGACCGAGUGCAUUUUUUCAAAGAGAACAUCCAGGAUCCGCCCGCGGUGUUGUCGGAUGGAGAUAUGGCCCAGUUGAUUACGAGAUUCAUCGCCCGCCACCAACCCGAAUUAGAUCAGUUACAACAAGAACGGCGGCCGGGCAGGCCACCAGUGAAGCGCGAGGAGGUCCUCAGGGAGAAAAUAGAGGCGGAGGGCAGAGAGUUUGAGAGCGGCUUCUGGCUGCCGGAUAUGGGCGAUGAGGAGAACAUCAAGAAACUGGCGAAGUGGAAUGGGGAGUGGUCGUCGAUGAAAAAAAACCUUCGACAACCAACAUUCGAUGUUCGAUGCUCCAACCUCCAACCUCCAUACCCGCAAUCUCCCUCAACUCCCCGGCAUUCUAACGCUGCAACACCACCUAGCCUUCUAUCCACAAUGCUCUCCCUCCGCGCCUUCGCCCGCUCGGUUCCGCGCACCUUCUCCAGAUCCAUUGCCAUCUCUGCCAGAUCAACCAUCUCAAAACCUAGCAUCCUCCAGUCAGCAUGGAUCCGUGCUCCCCGAUAUGUUUACCCUGCCACUGCUGCUUUCUCCACGACCAGAGCGAGAUUGGAACCUGCGGGACAGUCCGAUCUCGAACUUGCCGCCAAGCUGAAUGAGGAAAUGAAGUAUGAGCAGAAUGACUCUAGUGUUGAGACCCUCCCGGAGUCAGUGCAGUAUUAUAUUGAUAACUGCCCUUUUGAGAUCCAACACAAGGAAGGUGAAGAUGAAGUUGUCCUCACAAGAACAUUCGGAGAUGAGAAAAUCCGCGUCGCAUUCUCCCUCUCUGACAUCCAAGAUCUGACCGAGAACGACUCCGCCCUCGCCGACGAGCACGAUGACCUGGACGCCCCUACCAACGAACGACAGGGCAGAGGCAGCCAAGUCCCCGUCGCCCCCGAGGAGAAAGUCUCCGAGGCAGAUCAAGAAGAGGAAGGCUUCGAAGAUGAGGACCAGGUACCCAGCUACCCAGCACGCGUCAGCGUCACGAUCGAGAAGAAGGGCAAGGGCGCCAUGCAGAUCGAAACCAUCGCCCAGGACGGGUUCAUCCAGAUCCAGAACGUAGGCUACUUCGCCAAGGCCGACCUGGCCAAUGCGGCCAGUGCCGAGAAGGAGUGGACCCGCCAGAGUCUGUACAGCGGGCCUCCGUUCGGCAACCUCGAUGAAGACCUGCAGACCCUGAUGGAGCGGUAUCUGGAAGAGAGAGGGAUUGAUAGUGCGCUUGCGUUGUUCGUGCCGGAUUAUAUUGAGUUUAAGGAGCAGCAGGAGUAUAUUCGAUGGCUACGCAACCUCAAGACUUUCGUCGAAGCUUAGAUGGCGGCAAUCCCUUCGCUAUCCGAAUCCCUUAGCUACACUUGUCUUAACCGAACUCCCAAACUCUCAACCACGACUCUUUCUCCCCGUAGAACUUCCGCCACUCCCGCUUUUUCUCCAAAAGAAAAACUACACAACGACUCUUACUCCUCCUUCUAAUCCCACCGACCUCUCCUAUGUAACAAAUAACAAACCCAAUCCCCCAUUAAGCAUUCCAAAUCACAUAUAAAACCUCCACCCUGUAUUUUAUACUUUACUUUGGUAGUAGUUCGUUGGGCAAACUACGAAGCGAUAAAAAAAAAUUCACACCUUGUGUAUUCCAUGCAUUUUACUUUAGUCUUCUCUUUUCUUCUUUCUUUCUUCCUUCUUCUUGUGUUGUUAAUGAAUUAAUAAGUCAUCAAAUAUCAUAGCGAAUAAAUGACGCGG
This is a messenger RNA of Histoplasma capsulatum G186AR, 1923 nucleotides long. Its product is annotated as suaprga1. The record is from RefSeq and is a predicted model, not a curated record. The transcript has 8 exons. Gene Ontology annotation, biological process: cytosolic ribosome assembly. NCBI's taxonomy places the organism in Eukaryota, Fungi, Ascomycota, Eurotiomycetes, Onygenales, Ajellomycetaceae. The coding region runs from base 1 to 1497 and encodes 498 amino acids. Gene Ontology annotation, cellular component: mitochondrial matrix.